UUAAAAAAUUAAAUUUAUGUUUGCUGCGCGCCCAAAAGAAAAUAAAUAAAUAAAUGAGAAACGCCAAAGUGAAUAAUUUUCGUGAAAAUUCAAAUGUGUAAAAUGUGCAGAUCCAAAGAUCAAAAAUAAAUGAAAUCAAGUUAAAUAUUAUUUUCGCCACGCUAAAACAAAAAAAAAAAAAAAAAAAAAAUACUCUGCCAAAAGUGCAUAAGAAAAUAAAAGAGAAAUUCUGAUUAAGAAAAUUGGCGACUUUCUUCUGCAUUGUGCGUUGAGUAUCCGCAGUGAGGAGCGUGCAAAGUGUAUUCCAGCGGUUAUUCCACGUGUUCCGAUCCGGCCGCCAAAAUUAUUACGCACAAUUCGCUGAGCGUGUACGGUGGCGGCGUCAUGUGCGCCUCACCGUCCACCGCUCCCGGCUUCUUCAAUCCCCGCCCGCAGUCCGGCGCCGAGCUGUCCGCCUUCGAUCUGGGACUCUCGCGCUCGAUGGGACUGGGCGUGCCGCCACACAGCGCCUGGCACGAUCCCAAUCUCGGCGGCCAUCUGCAUGCCUCCGCCGGUCCCGGCUCGCUGGCCGGCGCUAGCAGCGCUGGCGGUGGCGGCGGCGGCGGCACCACUCCCAGCAGCGUGGCCAGCCAACAGUCGGCGGGCAUUAAACAGGAUCUAUCCGGGCUGUCCGCCUCGGCAGCGAGUCUGAACCAAAGCGCACAUCAUGUCAUCAAGGAAGAUCUAUCCAGCCUGUCCAGCGCCAAUGGCGGCAGCUCAUCCGCACAUCAUACAAGCGGCGCACAGAGUGGUCAUGGGCAGGAUUUGGUGCCCAUGAUCAAGGGCUCACAGUCAGCCAGCUGCCAAAACAGCGGCGGAGGAGGCGGCGGCGGCGGCAGCACAACGCCCAGUUCCCAAGCCAACAGUUCACACUCGCAGAGCAGCAACAGUGGCUCACAGAUUGAUUCCAAGCAGAACAUCGAGUGCGUUGUCUGCGGCGACAAGAGCUCCGGCAAGCACUACGGACAGUUUACCUGCGAAGGUUGCAAAUCGUUCUUCAAGCGCUCGGUUCGACGCAAUUUAACUUACUCGUGUCGCGGCAGCCGCAACUGCCCCAUCGAUCAGCAUCAUCGCAAUCAAUGUCAAUAUUGCCGCUUGAAAAAGUGUCUCAAAAUGGGCAUGAGACGCGAAGCUGUUCAACGCGGCCGCGUGCCACCCACACAGCCCGGCCUGGCCGGCAUGCAUGGCCAAUAUCAGCUGGCUAAUGGUGAUCCCAUGGGCGUGGCCAGCUUCAAUGGGCACUCGUACCUCAGUUCCUACAUCUCGCUGCUGCUGCGCGCCGAGCCGUACCCAACCUCGCGCUACGGCCAAUGCCUGCAGCCGAACAACAUCAUGGGCAUCGACAACAUCUGCGAGCUGGCCGCGCGGCUGCUCUUCUCCGCCGUGGAGUGGGCCAAGAACAUACCCUUCUUCCCCGAGCUGCAGGUGACCGACCAGGUGGCGCUGCUGCGUCUCGUCUGGUCGGAGCUCUUCGUGCUGAAUGCCAGCCAAUGCUCAAUGCCGCUGCAUGUGGCGCCGCUGCUCGCCGCCGCGGGUCUGCAUGCCUCGCCCAUGGCAGCGGAUCGCGUGGUGGCCUUCAUGGAUCACAUACGCAUCUUCCAGGAGCAGGUGGAGAAGCUGAAGGCGCUGCAUGUCGACUCCGCGGAGUACUCCUGCCUCAAAGCAAUUGUGCUCUUCACCACCGGUAAGUUGCUGGACAUUCUGUACAAGGAUGUGCCGGCGCUGCUAACCAAAGUGUCGGCGUUGCUGGCCAAGCGCCAAGCUGUAACGGGGGAAGCUGCUGCUGGCGUCGCCUCUUGCUCCAACGACGAUGUGCUCAAUGUGGUGCGUGAGCAUCUCGACGAGCUGAAUCGCUUGGAGUACGAGUCGCAGCUGCAGCAGGCGCCGCUGCAUUUGGCAGCGUUUAUGAAAAGCGUUGCGGUUGAAGCUGCAGUGCAGCAGGCAGAGCAGCAGCAGCAACAGCAGCAGCAGCAGCAAAGCGACUGCAAGCCGCAAGCAGCAGCAGCAACUGCUGCUGUUGCUGUUGUGCCCUCUGCCAGCAGCGCGUUCAGCAGCUGCGCCAAGUCCAGCGCCGAAGUCGAUCUGUUGACUGCGCUCUAUGCCAGCAGCAGCUCGAAUGCUGCCAAGGCAGAGUCCAGCGGCAGCGGCUCCAGCAGCCACAACAACAGCAGUGGUUUGGGUGCUUCACUGCCCACGCAAUCCUGCAACGGUUCAUCCGCACUCUAUGCCAGUCACUCGCCCGCUGCCUCCGUAUCCAUGUCCACUGCCUCAACUGUCGCAACAACAACGAGCAGUUCGCUCGCUGGAGCAUAUCAAACGCCGGCUGCAGCGGCCGCCAUGUUCUAUCAGACGCCGCCGCGUGCUGCCUUCGGCUCGGCCUUCGAUAUGUUCCACCACAGCACGCCGUUCGGCAUGGGUCAUGCGGCGGCAGCGGCGGCAGUGGCUGCGCACACGGGCAGCGCGGGCAGCGCCGCUGCUGGCUUCGGUAGUCCCAGCAGCUAUAGAUACUCGCCAUACAGUAGAUGGCAGUUGUAGUCGCUCUCGCUUAGGCUAUAACUGUAAAUGUAACCAGUGUAUUUUGUAAUCUAUGUAAUUAAUUACACCCAACCCCAAUGUCUUAGCUUAGCUUAGCGCCUAAUCUUACGUAUUUAUUGCCUUACACUAAGUCUAUUUAUUUUAGCUCUAGCUCUAGCUCUAGCCUUAGCCGUUAGUAUCGAUACCCAAGUACUUG
Drosophila busckii is the source of this 2770-nucleotide messenger RNA. RefSeq names its product steroid receptor seven-up (gene svp). Gene Ontology annotation, molecular function: zinc ion binding; RNA polymerase II cis-regulatory region sequence-specific DNA binding; nuclear receptor activity. The record is from RefSeq and is a predicted model, not a curated record. Gene Ontology annotation, biological process: regulation of transcription by RNA polymerase II; cell differentiation; anatomical structure development. Lineage: Eukaryota; Metazoa; Arthropoda; Insecta; Diptera; Drosophilidae.